GUAAAUGAUUUGGAUGGUGGAGAGAGGAGACUUGAGGAGCUUCUUGGAUGGCAUGCAGUGGGCUAUGAUAAUAUUUGCAUAUUAUUCUAUGUUGUCAAUAUGGCUUAUUCUACUAAUUCCAAGGGUAGAGAUUACAUGUGUUGGAACUUUUGGUUGUGGGUUGAUGAUGAUGCUGUGCCAAUCUCAGGUCGUCAAUGGCCUUUCGUGUGGAGAUGUCGUGUCUGCUUUGAAUCCUUCGUGUUGGGAGACGGGCCUCCGAAGUCCAGUGAUGGUUGCUGCUCAGGUCUCAUAGAGUCUGGAUUUUCUUCUGAGCCGUGUCUAUCACUGUUAAUGGCUUCAACAAAAAAGGAAUACCAAGCGAUCUACUGCGUAAGGAGAGUUCGUUGGCUUUCGAAAGUUUAAAACCGUUCACAGAAAAGUCCUUGAUGCAGUUGCACGCAUCAGCUUGGGUCUUAGCUAAGCUUCUGCAGCAUCCAUCACCGGCCUUUGGGGGAGAACCAUUUCCAACCAAGAAGCCUUCACAAGGUUUGAAUACAGAUCCACACGAGAGGCCAUUAACUGCCGGAGCUGCUAAGAUCAUCAACAUGAUUGCCAAAGUCUUCAAGGUAGAGCUAGCUACAACCAGGGAAUUUAAAUUUUAGAAUUGAAUGCAUCCAUAGAGGCCACUAUAACAAAUAUCAAAUUUCCAGAUUUGACAUAUAUAUAGGAGCUGCACUCAAGAACCAUAUUUUCAGAAUUAAACAUGUCAGUAGGGGCUGCAAUAGAAACGCUCGACCCAACCAGAGUAGCCAAUCCCUAAAC
Messenger RNA from Macadamia integrifolia, 801 nucleotides. RefSeq lists its product as uncharacterized. Lineage: Eukaryota; Viridiplantae; Streptophyta; Magnoliopsida; Proteales; Proteaceae. Bases 100 to 402 code for a protein of 100 amino acids. The transcript has 3 exons. The record is from RefSeq and is a predicted model, not a curated record.